Molecule: messenger RNA, 816 nt
Organism: Trypanosoma grayi
Lineage: Eukaryota; Euglenozoa; Kinetoplastea; Trypanosomatida; Trypanosomatidae
Exons: 1
Coding region: 1-816 (271 amino acids)
Source: RefSeq, a predicted model, not a curated record
AUGCCGUGCAACCGAGCGCCGCUGGUUCAGGGACUGUGGCCGCUGGCGGUGGUCAACAUGACGGAGAGCGCGCUACUCGCUAAGAUGACAGCGGAAACAGGCCCGGCGAGCGCACACGUCACGCCGCCGUCGUGGUCUCGGGCGGCGCGCAACCCGCCUGCCGCUGCUGCCACAAGAGUGGCUGCUGCAACGGUGGAAGACGAUCUCGCCGCGAUUCGUGCGCAAGUCGCCCUGGAGGCGGUGGCAAACAUGAACUGGGGAUUUGUCCUCCAGCAGUGGCAGAAGGCAGAGGCAUACUACACUUCCGCUGACCGCGAGGAAAAGAUAGGUGCUCACCGUGCCAAGUUGGAGCGCAAUGCAGCCUUGGAAGCGAUGAAGAAGCUGCACGACAGCGGCGCAACUAUCCUUAUGUCGGACACGGUUGAAAUCACAACACCAGCAGCAGGUGGCCGUGGCAGCGGAACUAGUGGGGUGGUUGAGAAUGCACCACAGAAAGAGGGACAGGCGCAAACUGCCGAUGCAGCACAAGAGUCAAAAACAGGUGCUGCGGCGACGGGUGCCGUGGCCGAGCAGGAUCCGCAAUGCACGCAUCUAGCGGACGGCACGUGGCAAUACACGUACCGGAAUGGUGACGUGACGCUCCUUCGGCCCGACGGUACAAGGGUAUUCAAGAAGAGCGACCUCACCACAACAGUCUUUUCGGAUGGCAGUACGCUCUACGCUUACCCAAACAACACCUCCAUCCUUGACCGUGCGGACGGAGUGCGCGUGACGACAUUUGCCGACGGAACGAUCCAAGAGGAGCGGAUAAAGUAA